This is a messenger RNA of Nilaparvata lugens (brown planthopper), 791 nucleotides long. It is a transcript of the gene spt4, whose product is annotated as transcription elongation factor SPT4. The record is from RefSeq and is a predicted model, not a curated record. Gene Ontology annotation, cellular component: nucleus; DSIF complex. Gene Ontology annotation, molecular function: RNA polymerase II complex binding; zinc ion binding. The transcript is spliced from 4 exons. NCBI's taxonomy places the organism in Eukaryota, Metazoa, Arthropoda, Insecta, Hemiptera, Delphacidae. The coding region runs from base 231 to 581 and encodes 116 amino acids. Gene Ontology annotation, biological process: regulation of transcription elongation by RNA polymerase II; mRNA processing; chromatin organization.
GUAGAUUUGUAGAGAACAAGAUUAACCUUUGUGUAUUUGCAUGUUUUUAGUGGUCUGUUGUGUUGACAAUAUUAUUUUAUUAUCUUGUAAUUAAUUUGGUUCAUAUACUUUUUAAAUACCAAUCUGCAUUUGUUUAAAGUGUUGUAUAGUGAGAAUACUUGAGUGAGUAACAGUCCUGUUUAUUGUAUUGAUCUUACCGGUUUCCUUGAUUUGAAACUACAGCAUCAAAAAUGUCUAUGGACGUUAUACCAAAAGAUUUGAGAUCAGUAAGAGCAUGUUUAGUAUGCUCUCUUAUAAAGUCAUUCGAACAAUUUGAAUAUGAUGGCUGUGAUAACUGCGACGAAUUCCUCAGAAUGAAAAACAAUAGGGAUAAUGUCUAUGACUGCACUAGUUCAAAUUUUGAUGGAAUGAUUGCUGUAAUGAGUCCUGAAGACAGCUGGGUCUGUAAAUGGCAGAGGAUAAACAGGUUCUGCAAAGGAGUGUACGCUAUCUCGGUGGCAGGUAGACUCCCUCAGAGCGUAGUGAGAGAAAUGAAAAGCAGAGGAAUUGUGUACAGGCCUCGUGACAUGAGCCAACGAUGAAACGUUUUCAUCCUAAAAGUGAUUGAUCGUGAAUAAAGACGUGAAAAGUGUGUAAAUAUCAUGUUUCAGUAUUUUUCUAUUGACAAUUUAUGUAAUACUUAUUAUGGGGUCUAAUCAUAGCUCAUCAUACUUAAAACACCGUAGUGGUGUUGUUGUAAUUUAACCUUUCGUUUUUGAUGAGAAUAAAUACAAUUUUCAAAUUUAUGAGAA